AUGGUCUCUUCAUUUUCCUACCAGAAGGACGGGGAAGCGGGUGGGAACUUUCGGAAUCGGGUUGAAGAUCAGCUAUCAACCCUGCAGAAGAAGCGCUAUGCGGCAUGCAACCCCCUCAAAAUGGUGCAUAAAUCAUCCUCGGGCCAGAGUGAGAGAUGUUUGUUACGCGGUGGUCACAUCCUAGCGGAUAGAUUCCGCAUUACCAAGGAUGUCGCAGGCGGCCGCCAACAAACCUGGAACGGUUACCAGCCAGCAUCAGAACGCCAAUACAAUCGUGCAUCACAUGUGGCUAUCUCCAUGGCAGUAGGAUAUCGAGAAGAAACACCUUGCAUACGCAGAGCCGCAGAUUCCUAA
Messenger RNA from Microsporum canis CBS 113480, 354 nucleotides. RefSeq lists its product as uncharacterized. The transcript is spliced from 2 exons. Bases 1 to 354 code for a protein of 117 amino acids. The record is from RefSeq and is a predicted model, not a curated record. Lineage: Eukaryota; Fungi; Ascomycota; Eurotiomycetes; Onygenales; Arthrodermataceae.